AUGUUUCGAAAACUGUGGCCCCUCUCCAGCAAUUCCUCUGAAUCAACGGCUUUUCAGGUUAUUUCAGACUUGCAUCUUGAGAUCAACCAACAGUAUUCCUCCCUCGAGAUCCCCGCGCGCGCCAAAUACCUCAUCCUCGCCGGUGACGUCGGGCGUUUGACGGACUACCAUGCGUACCGAGACUUCAUCCGAGAGCUGACCAUCCGGUUUGAGUUGGUCUUUCUGAUUCUCGGUAAUCAUGAAUUCUACAACAGCACUUUUGCAGCGGGGUUGGAAAAAUCCAAGCAACUCGAACGCGACUCCGGGAUGAACGGUCGGCUUGUGCUCCUUCAUCGGAAACGAUACGAUAUCUCGGGAACUCGUCUCUCGAUUCUAGGAUAUACAUUAUGGUCCGCAGUACCAGAUCACACAAAGGAUAUCGUGCAGGCAAAGUUCAAGGACUUUCAGAUGAUUGAAGGAUGA
This is a messenger RNA of Aspergillus affinis, 462 nucleotides long. RefSeq names its product putative calcineurin-like phosphoesterase. Gene Ontology annotation, molecular function: hydrolase activity. The record is from RefSeq and is a predicted model, not a curated record. The coding region runs from base 1 to 462 and encodes 153 amino acids. Lineage: Eukaryota; Fungi; Ascomycota; Eurotiomycetes; Eurotiales; Aspergillaceae. The transcript has a single exon.